Molecule: messenger RNA, 1941 nt
Organism: Coprinopsis cinerea okayama7#130
Lineage: Eukaryota; Fungi; Basidiomycota; Agaricomycetes; Agaricales; Psathyrellaceae
Product: GTPase activating protein
Exons: 12
Coding region: 1-1941 (646 amino acids)
Biological process (GO): regulation of GTPase activity; signal transduction
Cellular component (GO): cytoplasm
Source: RefSeq, a predicted model, not a curated record
AUGAGCACCGCGACGACCACAGAGGACUCAUUUAACGCCAGCCACGCAUGGCCCAGCGACGACCACCUUCAAAUUCGACUGCCCGGGGGACAGGCGCCGACAAUCGCAUCAACGAGCUCCUCCAGUCCUCAUUUAACAUCGACGUCUCCGUUACCACCACGCUCGAGCACCGAUUCUGAGGGUAGACCGCCAUAUUCGCCGCCGUGGAAUGACUCAGUCUCCCUGGAACGUCGGGAUACCCUGGCCACGAUUCAAAGCGUGGACCCACCCAAUUUGAUGGAACCGGGGUUUGACGAGAGCGUACUGAGGCAACUGUGCGAGCUGGAUUGCGGUGUUCCAUUACUCUUGGAUAGAAUCAAACAAAGUGUUGUCUCGUGCAGGGAGGCAUCCAUAUUCUUCAAAAAGCGGGCUGCCAUCGAAGAGGAAUAUGGCAAGACGCUACAGAAAUUGGCGCGAACGACAGCAGAGGUGUACGCCUUAAACGAUGGAAAGGCGGGAACAUUUGUCUCUGCUUGGAUGACCACCAUGAGGGUGCACGAGAUGAUGGCAGAGAAUCGCCUGCGAUUUGCUCAGCGAUUGAACGAGAUGAGCGAAGAACUUGCAACGUUGGUGAAGGAGGUUGACAAGAAUCGGAAACAGACGAAAGACCUUGCCUCAAGAUAUGAACGUGCCCUACACGAGUCAGAAGCUGCCACUGAAAAGUGCAAGAAUCGCCUCGACUUCUCCUCAGAAGAACUGGAGCGCUUGUUGUUGCAGAAGGAGGGAGAGUCCUUCAAGGACACCGCAGUUAAGGCUCAUAGUGGAGGCGUUGGAGGUAAACGGGCUAUCGGAAAGGCAGUCGCUAAAGGCGGGCUUCUCUUGAAGGGCAAAAAUCCAGGAAACAUUCAGCGCCAGGAAGACGAUAUCAGAGGAAGAGUCUCUGCGGCCUCGGACCAAUACCGCAAAGCAGUGACAGAUACCCAAGCAAUGCGACAGGAGUACUUCAAUCUCCAACUCCCUCGUAUAUUACGGUCUUUAAAAGAAUGCGCGGACGAGGUUGAUCUCGGGACGCAAUAUCAUCUGACACGCUAUGCGUUUUUGUUUGAAAGCAUUGUGUUAAGUGACGGGUCCACUCUUGUCCCUACAGCUGACGAGGGCGUCGGGCUCAAAGCGACAAUUGAAACGAUAGACAACCGGGGCGACUUUAGGACCUACAUGCAGAACUAUGUUUAUGCACGCGGGGGUAUGAGUGCAGCAAGACGACCAAAGCGUGAUGGACCAUCGCAAGACUAUAUUCCGCCGGUGAAUGUGUAUGGAGGUCCAAAUUACGCCGCUCAGAACAAUGCACCAAAUGGAAUAGUUGGCUUACAAGACAAAGGUCGGCCUACAUUUGGUGUCGAUCUCGCCGAACAAAUGGCGAGAGAUAAUGUAGAAGUGCCUCUCGUGGUCGUCAAAUGUUGCCAGGCCAUAGAGAAGUACGGGAUCCGGUCACAAGGCAUAUAUAGGGUCAGCGGAAUGUCAAGCAAGGUCACAAACCUUAAACAGCGCUUAGACAAAGACUUGGAUUCGGUCGAUCUGGAUGCUCCUGAAUGGUCGGGAGAUAUCAACACUGUGGCCAGUGUUCUAAAGAUGUGGCUGCGUGAAUUGCCGGAUCCACUCAUGACGAACCACCUCCAUCAAGGUUUCAUAGACGCUGCCAAAAUCGAGAACGAUCGCCUUCGCCACAUUCGACUUCAUGAAAGAGUCAACGAUCUUCCUGAUCCCAACUACUCUACAUUGAAAUACUUCCUCGGCCACCUACAACGGAUCACACAACACGCCGAAGAAAAUUCGAUGUCCGUACAGAACCUUGCAAUUGUAUUUGGGCCGACCCUCUUCGCUCAAUUGCUACCCGGGCAUGAAGGCGGUGCCAUGGCAGAUGCAUCAUUUCAAAACCAAGUCCGCAUCCUCUCCUUCCUUUGA